Molecule: messenger RNA, 5634 nt
Organism: Pararge aegeria (speckled wood butterfly)
Lineage: Eukaryota; Metazoa; Arthropoda; Insecta; Lepidoptera; Nymphalidae
Gene: SPoCk
Product: calcium-transporting ATPase type 2C member 1
Exons: 19
Coding region: 1-2880 (959 amino acids)
Biological process (GO): manganese ion transport; calcium ion transmembrane transport; intracellular calcium ion homeostasis
Cellular component (GO): Golgi membrane; endoplasmic reticulum; plasma membrane
Molecular function (GO): ATP binding; ATP hydrolysis activity; P-type calcium transporter activity
Source: RefSeq, a predicted model, not a curated record
AUGAAAAGUAGCCCGACACGCAAAUAUGAAAAUUUCUCCGACCACCAGGCAAAAGAGACUGACAAAUAUUCCCUAGACAGCCAAGACACGGCGAGUCUGCAUUCGAACGCAGAGGAGGGAGGGCGGCGGGGGGCGGGGGACGCGAACGCUGGCGCCGGCGACAUGUGGAUCAGCGCGGUCGAGAGCUCCAUCCUCAGCUGGGAGGAGGUGGCGGAACGUCUCCAAGUUGACGUGCGUCGUGGGUUAUCAUGGCGAGAAGCGAACGACCGCAUGAACUUCGUGGGGCCCAACGAGUUCCAAGUGAAGGAACAGGAACCGUUGUGGAAGAAGUACAUCGAGCAGUUCCAGAAUCCCCUCAUACUUUUGUUGCUUGGUUCAGCAGUGGUCAGUAUCUGCAUGCGGCAGUUCGACGACGCCAUGUCCAUCACAAUCGCGAUCAUCAUUGUGGUGACAGUCGCCUUCGUUCAGGAGUACCGCUCGGAGAAGUCGCUUGAGGAGCUGAACAAAUUGGUACCACCAUCAUGCAACUGUUUACGAGAAGGCAGCGUCGAACAUUUCCUAGCACGAAACCUAGUCCCGGGCGAUAUAGUCCACCUGAACGUCGGCGAUCGAGUGCCCGCAGACUUGCGACUUUACGACUCUACGGACCUCGCUAUAGACGAGUCGUCUUUUACCGGCGAGACUGAGCCGGCCUCGAAGAGCGUUCUACCCAACAAAGCGGCUGCUGGGAGAGUCAAUAAGGACAACAUAGCUUUCCUCGGCACGCUUGUCAGAUGCGGAAAUGCAAAGGGCAUCGUAGUCAGCACUGGAGAGCGCUCGGAAUUCGGUGACAUCUUCCGUAUGAUGCAAGCCGAGGAAGCUCCGAAGACGCCGCUCCAGAAGUCCAUGGACACCCUGGGAGCGCAGCUUUCCCUGUAUUCUUUCUGCAUCAUCGGCUUCAUCAUGGUCGCUGGUUGGCUCCAAGGGAAACAGUUGCAGGAGAUGUUCACUAUUGGCGUCAGUUUGGCAGUCGCUGCUAUACCUGAAGGCCUGCCCAUCGUUGUGACGGUAACACUGGCACUCGGCGUCAUGCGAAUGGCCAAACGGAAUGCUAUAGUCAAAAAGUUACCCACCGUCGAGACUCUUGGCUGCGUCAAUAUCAUAUGCAGUGAUAAAACCGGUACGUUAACGAAGAACGAGAUGACAGUUACAACUCUGUCAACGUCGGGUGGGCAUAUAGCGGAAGUCACGGGCGCCGGUUAUAGCGCUAGGGGCGAUGUCCAGUUGCGCGCCUACAAGGGAAGGGACCUCGACGUGGCAAGGAUGGGUGUGAAUAGCAUGCUGGAGGUGGGCGUGAUUUGCAACAAUGCAGUGAUCCGGGACGACGUUUUGUACGGCCAACCCACAGAGGGCGCUUUGCUCGCCUGCGCUAUGAAGAACAAUAUGCACGAGGUGCGCGAACAGUUCACGAGAAUCAACGAGAUACCUUUCAGUUCAGAAACUAAGAUGAUGGUAGUGAAAUGCACGCCAAAGUACAGCGAUGGCAAGCUAAAGGAAGAGGUUUUCGUGAAAGGCGCCAUAGAAAAAGUUCUUCCGUUGUGCACCCAGUACAUCGAUAGUGCGGGCAACUAUGCGCCGAUCACCAAAGAAAAACAGGCGGAUUUCCUGAACGAAGCAUAUAAUAUUGGACGGAUGGGUUUGCGCAUAAUAGCCCUCUGCCGUGGAGCAAGUCUAGAAUCUCUCACAUACACUGGUGUUUGUGGCGUAUGCGAUCCCCCCAGGGAGUCCGCGAGAGAUGCGAUUGCCGCGCUGCGAAGGGCACAGGUUCAAGUUAAAAUGGUCACCGGAGAUGCGAGGCCUACUGCUUUGGCUGUCGCACAAAUGGUGGGACUGGACGUGCUUCACUCUCAGUCUUUAUCGGGUGACCAACUAGACGGUAUGUCGGACGACGAAUUGGAUGCGAUUAUCGAUACGGUGACAGUUUUCUACCGGGUUACACCUAAACACAAACUGUCGAUAGUCAAAUCACUUCAGAGGCUUGGCAAUAUUGUUGGGAUGACAGGCGAUGGCGUUAACGAUGGAGUAGCGUUAAAACGCGCGGACAUCGGUAUAGCAAUGGGACGCAACGGCACCGAUGUGUGUAAAGAGGCCGCUGAUAUGAUCCUUGUGGACGACGACUUCGCUACUAUUAUCUCUGCAAUCGAGGAGGGCAAGUGCAUAUUCUACAACAUCCGCAACUUCGUGCGCUUCCAACUGUCUACGUCUAUCGCGGCACUGUCGCUCAUCGCGCUCGCCACUCUCAUGGGUGUGCCCAACCCGCUCAACGCGAUGCAGAUACUGUGGAUCAACAUCAUAAUGGACGGUCCGCCAGCGCAAUCCCUGGGCGUGGAGCCAGUAGACCACGAGGUGCUCCGCCGAAGGCCGCGCGACACUAAGCGACGCAUAAUCUCCAGGUCAUUGCUGCUCUCCGUACUCCUGUCCGCUGCCAUCAUCAUCACUGGCACGCUCUGGGUUUUCAAUAGAGAGAUGUCAGACAACAAGAUAACUCCACGUGAUACAACAAUGACGUUCACCUGCUUCGUUCUCUUCGACAUGUUCAACGCGCUGUCGUGUCGCUCGCAGACCAAGUCCGUGUUCCAAGUCGGAUUCUUCUCUAAUAAGAUGUUCCUGAUAGCCGUAACGCUUAGCCUGGUGGGACAGAUGCUGGUGAUCUACUUCCCGCCGCUGCAGCGAGUGUUUCAAACUGAAGCUCUCACUGGACAUGAUCUCAUAUUCCUAGUCUGUCUCACAUCGAGCGUAUUCAUAGUUAGCGAAUUCAAAAAACUGGUUGAGCGUACACUGAAGAAGCGCACCCUUGGUACCUUCUCGACGAAGGCCCACGACGCUUUGGACUUUGUAUGACACGAGUCCGACAGGAAAACGCAGUAGACGGCGCGACUUGUCGCUGUGACGUCACAGAACAUGACAGUGGAAUUCACUGUGUCACCAGCCAGCAUGACACCAGUACAAACUGCAGAGACCAAAGUGACUACAAAGUCUCAGAAACGGGACACAGUGAAAACCACCAUGUCGAAGGACAACAUAACACAAGAGAACACUGCAGAGUGAAUAGUGACGUUUACAAAGUUUUGAACAACACAGAAAUGGAACACAGUGAAAAUGUGAGCGGGCAAGUGAAAGUGACACAGUGUUUCUGUGAAGGAAUUGGGAACAGCGUGUCUCAAGUGAGCACUCGAAGUGAGGAAAGUGAGUUUAGUCAAAACUGUCAGUGUAGUGAUAGACGGGCACCGUUUGUUAUUUAUGAUGGCAAAAUCGAUAUUCCUAUUCGUUUGUAAUCUAUAUUCUGUAUUUGCAGAGUAAUAAUAAGGUAAUGUUGUCAUCACAUUCCUCAAGGCUGUAACUCAGGCGUCCUUUCUCAUAGGAGGUCUGGUCUGGUCAAGUUAUGUGCUGUAACCGACCUAUAAACCAGCCCACCCAAUAACCUAAUUAUCUAUCUUGUAUUGAGGCUCGCUUCAGCGGAUGCACUGCGACCCUCCAGGAUCUUUUGUGCUCGCCCCGUCCUUGUAUCCCACCCUAAAUAGCUUCAAAUAUCCACUCUAAGAGUUUGAUUGAAGCUUUUAGGUUGGAGGCACAGUAGGAUUACUGUGGUUGUGGAUAGGCCUAUUUAAAUGUAUUACUGUCGAUCACUUGCAAAUUGCAACAGUAUGUCUGCAAUUGGGCAUUAUUGUUUGUGGAAAUAAACCCUAGAUUAUUCCUUGUAAAGCCCUCUACCUGGCUGAAAAAGUCAUAUCUAAAUGGUCAUACCAAAGAUGAGCUAAACUUUGCAGCAACUAAACGAUAAGCAAAUUUUAACACACAGAAACAAUUUUACUGUGUUUGGUUAUAUAAAGAUGAAAAAUAUCAAAAUUGGUCCAGUUCCAAGUCAAAUAAUUCUUUAUUCAAAUAGGCACAUAAAUGUCACUUUUGAUGUGUACAUAACAUGUAAAAUAGGGCAUACAAGUGAGUUGAGAGCGAUAUCUAAAUUGGUCAACUUAAAACUAAAGCUACAAGGGUCCCAGUUGUUUAGGAGUUCAGUAAUAUACAGAACUAACGUACAUGAGAAUUAUAUUAUGUUUAAAUAUGUAUUAAGAAACCUUAUUAUUAUUCUGUAUACUACAAUUCCCUUUCUAUGAUAUUUGCAUGCUUACUAUCGUAGUUAUCACAGAGUAAAAUGUACCUAAUCGUUCUUUUUAUACAGUUUAAGUUUGUUCAUCUGUCAACACCCGGAUAUUUUCGAAAAAAAAAUCAGUAGCACAAUCAGUUUACAAGUUUAAAUACAGGAAAGUUAGGUGUAUUUUACUUUAAUGUUAGUGUUUAUGCUUGAUACUCAUAAUUAGGGUAUGGAAUACCAGUUGUGUUGUGUUGUCUCAGUAUUUAUUAAUAAUAUUUAUAGUUUUAAAUUGAUUUCAUUUGUAACGUAAGUGUAGUAUUUUGUGUAGUUUAAUGUUUACGCUUAUAUUCGUGUCUUUGGGUAUUUAUUAACAUUUUUAUUUUAUCAUGAUCUAUAUAUACCAGGGGUACAUAGAACCAGUAGCAGCUGUGGCGUACAUAGAGGGUAUGCACAGGGUAUGCAGAUGAUAUAAAACAAAGAAAAUCUCCAGUACAAGUUAUAAAAAACUCAAGGAUGAGCAUUGUUAUUAAAAUUCUACUCUUUAAGUAUUUAUAACUCGUACGCCACUGGUGACCAAAAAGGAUUUGGCGUUUAUUUCCGGUAUUCAUGCAUUGCCUGACAACAUGAACAUGACAAAAAUUGUUACACUGGUGUAUGGGGUUUUCCACGAGAGUGGCAAUUUGAUAGGUCAAAUGAUAAACCUCUCCCCGUUACAGAUUAUAAAAAAAAAUCAUUAGGCAGUGCUUUUGUGCAUGUGCGACGUCAUUUGAACUCUCAGUAUUUAAAUAAAAAAUGCGUAGUGUGGAAUCAGCAUUAAAUGCAUUUUUUUGAGUAUUUCUUUUUUGUAGGAUAUUUUAUGUAAUAUAUUAAUAUUAAUGAAUUUGUCAACCCCGUAGGCCUAACAGUAGGUAGGUCGUAGGUCGUUUGCAAUGUAACAUCUUCAAAGCCUAUUAAGUUAAGCACAAUCAAACCUAUCAUAAAAAAAAUUAGAACUUGUGUAAAAUUAAUUUGCUAAAGUUAUUUUGCUUGUAAAAAUAAAUAUAUGUUUUUUAGAGUUUUAACAUCAAUAACAAUUAACAUGCUAAGACAAAAAUUCGCAUGUUAAUGCUAAUAAAAUAAACAGCAAUAAUUACUAUCGCCCCAGUACUUCUGGACAUCUCACCAGUGUCAUAGAUUUAGAUAUAUUUUUUCGAAUAAACCUAUUUAGUCUUAUUUAACACUCCUAAUAAAAUAAUAUAUGAAAGGUGUUUUAAAUUUAACUACCUAUGUAUAUUGAAUAAUUAUAAUAUAACAUUUAAAGUUAUAGAAAACAGUUGUUUGACAUGUUACAUACAAUAAUAUAACAUUUUUAAUGAAAUAAGUAUUUCUUUCUCCUUAAACUAUAGCCACACUCGUAAGCUAGUAAAAAAUUUAGACUUGUUAUAUUAUAUGACACAUUUGUAAUGCUAGGACUUGUUAUGCAUAACAUGUUAAAUGUACUGAAUAAAAUGAAAUUUAGUUGUAAU